Molecule: messenger RNA, 1608 nt
Organism: Microstroma glucosiphilum
Lineage: Eukaryota; Fungi; Basidiomycota; Exobasidiomycetes; Microstromatales; Microstromataceae
Exons: 2
Coding region: 71-1300 (409 amino acids)
Cellular component (GO): cytosol
Molecular function (GO): NAD binding; hydroxypyruvate reductase [NAD(P)H] activity; glyoxylate reductase (NADPH) activity
Source: RefSeq, a predicted model, not a curated record
AGCCGCUACAAAUAGAGGAGUCAGUAUCUACACGAUCAUCACUGUCAACACCCCCUCGCCCCUACCUCGCAUGCCACUCGUGCACCUCUCGCCCUCUCUCCUCCUCCUCCCCACUCGCGCCGCCAAGCACUCCCACCUCCCCCUUGUCCCUCGCUUCUCCCCCUCCCCCUCCUUCCUCACUACCUCUGCCGCACACGCCAUGUCCAAGCCCAAGAUCCUCCUCACCCGCUCCUUCCCCACUUCGCUCCUCGCAGAGGCGGAAAAGGACGGCAAGAUCGAACUCGUCUCUUGGCCUCACAAGGAGAAGCCGGCGGAUCGCAAAUGGGUGCUGGAAAAUGCAAAGGGAGCAGCGGGAAUCGCCAUCACCAUGACUGAGAAGGUCGACGAAGAACUCCUCUCCGCGGCCGGCUCCUCUCUCAAGUGCAUCUCUACACUCUCGGUGGGCUACGAUCACAUCGACGUCCGCCUCUGCAAAGAGCGCAACAUCCGCGUCGGCAACACCCCUUCUGUUCUGAACGAAGCCGUCUCCGACCUCUCCCUCCUGCUGAUCCUAGCCAUCACCCGGCAAGCUCCCGCUGCCACGCGUGUGGUACGCGAAGGAAGAUGGAAGGAUACGCCCAUCAGUCCAAUGGCCUUUACUGGACCCUCACUCAAGGGCAAAACCAUCGGCUUCUUUGGCUUCGGCGGAAUUGCACAGACCCUCGCUCUACAGCUAGCCAACUUCGACGUGGCUCGUAUCCUCUACAAGACUUCUCGAGAGCGCAAAUUCGACUCCUCGGACGAGUACUUUGGGGAAUUUGGAAAGGCACAUUGGGAAGAGAGACAGACGCUGCGACAAAAGUGUGGAAAGGAGCGGAUUGAAGUGGGCAGUGUGAGCUCACUCGACGCUCUAGCAAGGGAGAGCGACAUUGUCGUUGUCCUCGCUUCCCUCUCUCCCUCGACAAAGCACGCAAUUGGCUCCUCUUUCUUCGAGCAGAUGAAGUCCUCCGCACACCUCAUCAACGUCUCCCGCGGCCCACUCGUGGACACUUCCGCCCUCGUAUCUGCGCUCAAAGAGGGCAAACUCGCAGGAGCAGCUCUAGACGUCCUCGAAGGAGAACCAGCAAUCCCUGCUGACCACCCACUGAUCGCAGAUCCAGACGUGAAGGACAAGGUCUUCCUCCUUCCGCAUAUUGGAUCGGCCAAUACGGAGACGAGGAUGAGGAUGAGCGCACUCACGGAGCAGAAUGUACUUGCGGGAGCGGGAGUGCCAGGGGCUGGAUUUGAGGGACAGGAGGGAAGGAUGGAGUUUGAGGUGUAGCGUAGCGUAGCGUAGAGGAGAUGGGAGGCGAGGAGGAGAUUGGCAUGAACAGGAGACGGACGUUGGAGAUCUACCCACGUACGGACUGUAGAGUCGAGAUCAGAUGAAGGCAUAGCGAUAAUACCGCAUACAGACUGCACUACAGAAGACAAAGCGAGGCAGGAGAUCACACGACAGCGGUUGGGGAGAAGCAAUGUAUGGUAUUGAUACUAUCGCGGACAAUGUAUUCUCUUCUCGAUGGGAUACAUGUGUACUAUCCUCCCAAUCGUUUCACGAUCAUUAUCAGCAGUGACGAGUCCUCUGCUGCC